Messenger RNA from Brachypodium distachyon (stiff brome), 2569 nucleotides. RefSeq names its product protein CELLULOSE SYNTHASE INTERACTIVE 1. Bases 410 to 2260 code for a protein of 616 amino acids. The record is from RefSeq and is a predicted model, not a curated record. Lineage: Eukaryota; Viridiplantae; Streptophyta; Magnoliopsida; Poales; Poaceae. Gene Ontology annotation, molecular function: protein binding. The transcript has 2 exons.
CCAGGGGCAAGGCUUCGUCCUCGCCUCUCCCGCACAGACGCAUUUCCCCAGAGACCGACUGUUGACACUGCGUCAACAGUCGAGCUCGUGCUGCGCUCCCGUGGCCCACCGCCCACGGCUGGGGGACCCAUCACCGGCCCCGCUUCCUCCUCCAUAACUCCAUUAACUACCUUGAAGUCGAUCUUGUCUUCAAGCCAGGCACCAAAGCCAGCCAGUUCACCAUCCAGCCAGUCCAUCCUGCAGUUACAGUUAUCACAGUCGAAGAGCCUCUCCCCACCCCCAGUCCCAUAUGCUACUCCACUAUUAGUAAUAGCUCCACCGGUUGCUUCUGCUCCGUGUUCCCUUCCUCAAUGCAACAGCGGGAAUUGACGAUGAUGUGGUAAUCGCCCGAUCAGAGCUCCUCGCAACUAUGGGAGAAGCGGCGACGGCGAGCCAGGAAGCAGAGCAAGACGACCAGCGGAGGCUCGCGGCGGCGGCGGAGGCGAGCCAGGAAGCAGAGCAAGAUGAUGAGCAGGGGAGGCUCGCGGCGGCGCUGGACGCCAUCAACUCCCUGAUCUCAGCCUCCUUCUCCGCCUCCCUCUUCCCGCUCAAAUGGCAGCUCAUCAGGGACAGGUUCAACCGGCUCCACGCCGGCCUCGCCGACAUCACCGUCGACAUCGCGGGGGAGGCACACGAAGACGACGACGACGACGAGGCCUUCUCCUCCCUCCUUCGUGGCGUCGCGGAAUCCGUGCGCGAGGCGCGGGACGAGCUUGUGCCCCGGAGCCAGGGGCGGCACUACGGCGGCGGGAAGCUCCGGCUGCGGAGCGACCUCGACGUCAUGGCGUCCACGCUGGACGCGUACGUGUCGCGGCUGGAUGAGGUGUGCGCGUCGGGGGCGCUAACACGCGCGCGCGCUCUCGUGGUGCCCCGGCCGCGCGCCGGCACCGGCGCCGGGCGCGACGACGUGCGGUUCUACGUGCGCGACCUCUUCGCCAGGCUCCGGGUCGGCGGCGCCGAGAUGCAGAGGGACGCCGCGGCCGCGCUCAACGAGCUUCUCCGUGACGACGAGAUCAAGCCCGUCGUACGUGUCGUCGUGUCAGACUCCGUCGUGGUGGCCGACGGAAUCGGGGUUCUGAUCGGGCUUCUCGAGUCCCCGGACGCUCGUGUCCAGGAGGAGGCCCUGGAUGCCGUUUCCGUGAUCCUCGGGUUCAACGACGCUUACAAGGGCGAUUUCGUGCUUGGCGGCGUCAUCGCGCCCGCGAUCCGGGUCCUCGACGCGGGCGGCGCCGGGGCGCCCGCGAAGGAGCGUGCGGCGCGGCUGCUCGGGAAGCUGACAGAGAACUCCGACAACGCGUGGGCCGUCGCCGCGCACGGCGGCGUCACGGCCCUGGUCAACGCGUGCUCUGACCAUCGUACCAGCGCCUGCGAGCUCGUCUGCGCGGCGUGCCGCGUGCUGAGGAGCCUGGUGGCCGUGGACGAGAUCCGGAAGUACGCCGUGGGCGAGGCCCGGGCGGUGCCGGUGCUCGUGUCGCUCCUGCAGCAGGGCGCCGCGGCCGCGGACGAGGCGGCGCAGAUCCAGGCCAUGGAGCUCCUCGCCGCGAUCGCCACCGCCGGGGACGGAUCCUCCAGGGAGGCCGUGGUCCAAGAAGGCGCUCUCGAGUCCCUCGUCCGCGUGCUCGACCCGGGCGUCCAGCGCUCCUCCAAGGCACGCGAGGCGGCACUCCGCGCCAUCGACGCGCUCUGCCUCUCGAAUUCGACCGACGCCGUGUUCCUCCGCCGCGUCCUCUUCUUCCUCCGCAACGGCGACGUCGCGCUGCAGCACCGCGCGCUCAAGACGGCGCACCGGCUGUGCCAGGCGUCGGAGGAGGGGAAGAAGGCGAUGGGCGACGCCGGGUUCAUGCCGGAGCUGGUGGGCAUCGUCCAGGCGGCCAAGUCGCUCGAGACGCGGGAGAUGGCCGCGGAGGCGCUGUGCGCCUUGGUGUCCGUGCACCGCAACCGGAGGCGCUUCGUCCAGGACGACCGCAACGUGGCGCAGAUCCUGCAGCUGCUGGCGCUGGGCCCCGACGAGGAGAAGACCUCGCCGGCCAAGCGGUUCUUGCUGUCGACGCUGAUGCAUGUGACCGACAGCAGCUCUGGCCGGAGGAAGAUCAUGUCAUCGGAGCAUGUCAGGAAUCUUGAGAAGCUCGCAGAGACCAAUGUCAGUGACGCCAAGAAGAUCGUGAAGAAGCUAGGCGGGAGCAAGCUGAGGAACAUCUUCCAUGGCAUUUGGAGCCUGUAAACCGUGUGGACAAGCACUGGGUUCUUGAUUGCUGCUGUCUGUAUGCACGGAUACCUAACACACACAUGUCCACUCCAUAUUUCUUACUGUGAGUGAACAGAACGAACGAAUCGCUUCAGUCUAUUCUAGUGGCAGUACCCAGCGAGGCAGUGAUGUGCCGCAGCCUGGCAGCACACCACACAUCCCAUACCCACCCUGUACAUUCGCUCAUCUCUGUCAAAUAAAAGUAUAAUCAACAAAGCCAUUCGAGAAUGUAUUUCGAGAUUUCAGUUAAUCACCAAAGCCAUGGACGGAUGAUGAUACUCUGCA